AUGGACCACCGUUCAGGUUCUGCCGAGACGGACGUCAGUCUUGAGCGACUCCUGUCGGACCUUAUAACAGCAUAUCAUAUCCUUCACAGCCAUCACGUGUUGGAUGAACAUGGUCAAAUUUCCGUCCGCAAUCCAAGGGAUCCUUCCACGUUCUUCAUCAGCAGUAAUCCAGCUAUCCUCGUCGCCUCGAAGAGCGACCUUACUCAGUGGCAUGUCGCCGAUGGCUCUCCAGUGGCUGAGCCGUAUAAUGGAUGCGACAAGAUAGAAGAGAUACCCCCAUCGUCCGAACAUUACGCCCACAGCUCGGUUUAUAAUAUGUACCCGGGCGUGCAAAGCGUCAUUCAUUCACACUGCUUGAGCGCGAUUGUCUACGGCCUGUGUAACAACUGGAGUAGCAUGCUGCAACCCAGCUAUCUGCUGGCCGGGUUUUUGGGGUCUUCUCCACCAAUCUUCGACAUUGCCAGAUAUUAUGACAGUUUACCGCCGUCUUACCCUCGGAAUCUGUUGGUCAAUAACGAAUUCCUUGGAGAGGCGAUGGCCAAGCUGUUCCGUAACUCUGAUGAAGUGGAUAUGCACAUGCACAACGGGCAGUCGAAUGUUCAGUCGAAUGGGCUGCCGGAUGGUCUGCCGGACGGACUGCCCGACCUCCCUGAGCAAAAAGUUGUCUUUAUGCGUGGUCAUGGCUAUACCACAUGGGCGGAGAGUAUCCAGGAUGCCGUGUGGAGGGCCAUCCAUAUCCGUCGAGACGCAGACAUCCAGACCAGUGCCAUGAACCAGCGGAGUUCGACGGAUCUGGAGGUCGUUUACCUCUCAGAAAGGGAGGCCAGAGAUUGUGAGAGAACGAUAAACCAUUGCGAUCCAAAGCACUGGUUGUCGUGGGUGAUUGAAGCAGAAAGGUCUGGACGCUACCGGAAUGACUUAAAAGUGAGAGUGAGUGCGAACCCAAAUUGA
Molecule: messenger RNA, 951 nt
Organism: Exophiala viscosa
Lineage: Eukaryota; Fungi; Ascomycota; Eurotiomycetes; Chaetothyriales; Herpotrichiellaceae
Product: class II aldolase and Adducin N-terminal domain-containing protein
Exons: 1
Coding region: 1-951 (316 amino acids)
Biological process (GO): pentose catabolic process
Cellular component (GO): cytosol
Molecular function (GO): aldehyde-lyase activity
Source: RefSeq, a predicted model, not a curated record